Tarenaya hassleriana is the source of this 1765-nucleotide messenger RNA. Its product is annotated as uridine 5'-monophosphate synthase. Gene Ontology annotation, biological process: 'de novo' UMP biosynthetic process; 'de novo' pyrimidine nucleobase biosynthetic process. The transcript has 6 exons. The coding region runs from base 108 to 1529 and encodes 473 amino acids. The record is from RefSeq and is a predicted model, not a curated record. Lineage: Eukaryota; Viridiplantae; Streptophyta; Magnoliopsida; Brassicales; Cleomaceae. Gene Ontology annotation, molecular function: orotate phosphoribosyltransferase activity; orotidine-5'-phosphate decarboxylase activity.
UUAAAAACCCUACACUACACUGGCAAAGCAGAGCCCCACUUUCUUCCUCCCUCCGCAGCCACCGGUUAAAACCCUAAAAAAUUCUCGGAGGAAAUUUGUCAGCAGCCAUGGAGUCACUGAUUCUACAGCUCCACGAGAUUGGCGCCGUUAAAUUCGGCAACUUCAAGCUCAAAUCCGGAAUCUUCUCUCCCAUCUAUAUCGACCUUCGCUUGAUCGUCUCAUACCCAUCUCUUCUUCAGCACAUCUCACAAACCCUCGUCUCUUCUCUCCCUCCCUCCGUCUCCUACGACGUCCUUUGCGGCGUCCCUUACACCGCGCUGCCCAUCGCCACCGUUGUCUCUGUCUCCAAUGGCCUCCCCAUGCUCAUGCGUCGCAAGGAGAUCAAGGACUAUGGCACCUCCAAAGCCAUUGAAGGGACCUUUCAAAAGGACCAGACCUGCCUCAUCAUUGAGGACCUAGUCACGAGCGGGGCCUCCGUGCUCGAGACGGCAGCGCCGCUCCGAGCCGCCGGGUUGAAGGUGAGCGAUGCGGUGGUUCUGAUCGACCGUGAGCAGGGAGGGAGGGAGAAUCUGGCCGAUAAUGGGAUUAAGCUCCACUCGAUGAUCAAGUUGACGGAGAUGGUUAGGGUUUUGAAAGAGAAGGGGAGGGUCGAUGAGGAGAUGGAGAGAACUGUGCUGCAAUUUUUAGAGCAGAAUCGGAAUGUUAGUGUUCCGAAUGUAGAGAAAUUGGGAGCUAAGGUUAGGGUUCCAGGGUUUAAAGAGAGGGCGGAAAUGGCGAAGAAUCCGACGGGGAAGAAGUUGUUCGAGGUUAUGGUGAAGAAGGAAACCAAUCUCUGUUUGGCUGCAGAUGUCGGAACCGCCGCCGAAUUGCUCGACAUCGCCGAUAAGGUGGGACCAGAAAUUUGCCUCUUGAAGACCCAUGUUGACAUAUUGCCUGAUUUCACCUCGGACUUCGGCGCUAAACUGCGUGCGAUUGCAGACAAGCACAACUUCCUCAUAUUCGAGGAUCGCAAGUUUGCGGACAUAGGUAACACAGUUACCAUGCAGUAUGAAGGUGGUAUCUUCCAUAUACUAGAUUGGGCUGAUAUUGUCAACGCCCAUAUAAUAUCAGGGCCGGGAAUUGUAGAUGGCCUGAAAUUGAAGGGUUUGCCUCGUGGAAGGGGUUUGUUGUUGCUGGCCGAAAUGAGCUCGGCCGGUAAUCUUGCCACAGGAGAUUACACUGCAGCAGCAGUGAAAAUCGCGGAGGAUCAUUCUGAUUUUGUGAUUGGAUUCAUCUCUGUUAAUCCCGCGUCUUGGAAGUGCGGACCGGUAAAUCCAGCUCUAAUCCAUGCAACACCUGGAGUUCAAAUGGUGAAGGGCGGUGAUGCACUCGGUCAACAGUAUAACACCCCAUACUCUGUGAUCAAUGAGAGGGGAAGCGACAUCGUAAUUGUGGGCCGGGGAAUCAUAAAGGCAGAAAACCCUGCAGAGACGGCUCGCGAGUAUCGGAUUCAAGGAUGGAACGCCUACUUGGCGAAAUGCUCUCAGUAAAUUCGGUCCCUUUGCUUCCAUUGCUUUGCCUGCCCCUCCGGGAUGAACGGGUAAAUAAGUUUCGUCCCGGCUCUGCACCUAAGCAUGAGGUUCUUUCCCCCCAGCAUGGGUUUAUGGGUCUGGAUGGAUGUAAGUUUUCGUGUUAUUCAAUAAAUUGCGUAUCGAUAGUUUGUACGAUGAUGUUACUCGAGAAUCUCAAACUGGUUCUGCGGUUAAGAUUUUUACUUUUGAGUUCA